AUGUCCGCCAAAAAAUUGACCGUCCUAUUCCGCUACGCCGAUGAAAUGGGCUUUGGCACGGAAGAGAACCGCGCCCAAGUCACAAAAAUUAUCAAGGACGACACUGGAUCGGACGUCUGGUCUAGCACGAGGAAUAUCCCUCCUACCAAUUUUCUGCAGCUCUCGGAGAAAGCUGUUGAGGAGUUGAGGGCGGUGGAGGGGGUGACUGUUUUGCAUGCUGAGGAAGAGGAGGGGGAGUAGUAGUAGCAGGAGGAAGUGGCUGAAUCUGCCUAGUUUUUGAAACAUUUUGAUUAUGUCUCUUGUUUGCCUACGUGUUGCUGUCUGAGUUCUAGUUUGCAGGUUCGAUUGGGGUCCUGCACGUCUGGCGAAAUACGUCUGCUUCGGAGAGGAUUCGCUUGGAAGUAUACACAGGUAUCGCUCUAUGCUCCAUGAAAUCCAUUCAAGAGUGCGC
Aspergillus saccharolyticus JOP 1030-1 is the source of this 451-nucleotide messenger RNA. RefSeq lists its product as uncharacterized. The transcript has 4 exons. The record is from RefSeq and is a predicted model, not a curated record. Bases 1 to 240 code for a protein of 79 amino acids. Lineage: Eukaryota; Fungi; Ascomycota; Eurotiomycetes; Eurotiales; Aspergillaceae.